AUGAGGCAUUUCACCGUGUUGGCUGUGGUGGGGCUCGGCUUGCUGGCCCAAUGUCACGCUCACACGCACGACGACGGCACCACGCACUCCCACGACGGUGACUCCCACGAUGAUCACGACGACCACAGCGACGCCGUGGCGGGGGCUGAAUUUGGAGGUAUCGGUGAGGCCAUGGGUGCAUCGCUUGUCACGAUGCUGCCGACAUUGCUGGGCAUCUUCGUGUUGAUGGGCGCGUGCAUCAAGAGGGCGGAGACUUUCAAAGAGGUCUUCGAGGUGCCGGUGAAGAGCUUCGCUUCUGGCGUUGUGUUGGGGACGAGUUCCUUUAUCCUUUUGCCGGAGGCCUUGCACUAUCUCGCUGUGGGGGUGACGGAGAAGGAGGCCACGACCAUGUGGGGCAUCGCUGUGAUCUCCGGCUGGCUGUUCGGCGCCGUGAUCGACCACAUCACCUCCCUGGCUUUUCCACCAAAAGUGGAGGAGAACCACGUAUCGCCGGUGAAGGAGGUCGAAAUGACAGCUGCAUCGGAGGAAGAUGACAAGGCCGCAAAGCGGAACCGCCUGUCGAUUGCAGGGCCGAUCCUUCUUGGCGAUGGUUUGCACAACGUGACGGAUGGUUUCAUGCUAGGACUCGCUUUCAGGACCUGCGACCGGAGUGUGGCCUGGGGGCUUGUGGUCCCGCUGAUCCUGCACGAGUUGCCACAGGAAAUCGCAGACUUCAUCGUACUGGUCACGGAAGCCAAGUUUCAUUGGGUUGUUGCCGUGAUCCUGAAUGUACUGUCGGGGGCGACGGCCUUGGUCGGAGCCCUGGUCGGCUUCGGAGUUGACAUGAGCAGUGCGACAAAAGGGUGGUUCAUGGCUGCGGGCGGUGGCACCUUCCUGUACAUCGCAAUCACUGAGCUGGGACCUGCGGUUGCCCACAUCCACGAACAUGGUUCCGCCAGCACAAAGAGGAUAAGCCCAAUCGAGUCCAUAAAGCGACUGGUGCCCUUCAUUAUCGGGGUGGCCAUCAUGACUUGGGUUUACCAGGGUCACGAGCAUGCCACGUGUUCAGCCAAUGGGCAGUUGGACGAGCAUGGCCACUCUCACUGA
This is a messenger RNA of Symbiodinium necroappetens, 1086 nucleotides long. The record is from the annotation of a GenBank genome assembly. NCBI's taxonomy places the organism in Eukaryota, Dinophyceae, Suessiales, Symbiodiniaceae.